AUGGGCUCCCCCUCCUCGACCUCGACCUCGCUCGCAGGAAGCUGCAGUUCGCUGCCGACCCUCCACGAAUCGACGACGCUCCCUCCUCGAGAACGGAUGGACGUCGUCGCUUAUUACGCCGAGCUGUUGGCGAGCGAUGAUGUGAGCGCACACUUUGGCGAUCAUCACCGGGCGCGCCCAAGAUCUCGCGAAAAGCUGACUCGCUUCCCCCUAUCCUGCCCCCCCCCCCCCCUCCCCUAUCCUGGCCCCCCUAUCCUGGCCCCCCAGUCCCUAAGCAUGCCCAUAGCAGCGAUCGAAACCCUAGCCCAACUCAUCUCCCGAUCCGACUCUUCGACGACCACGACCGAGCUCUUCUCCCUCUUGGACCAAGCCUCGACCCGUUUAGCUCGAGCGAGUUUCAACCCCAUCUCCUUGACCUGCGGAACGUCCUUGUUCGUAAGUGCGCAAACCGUUUCACUCGAAUUCCAAUCGCCCCCAUCUCAUCUCAUCACUAAACCCACCUCCUUCCCCCGGGUCCCAGCUGCGCUUCCUCACCCUCCAACGACCCUCCCCCGAUACGUCCUUCCAACAAUUCAAAGCCGAACUCGUCGCCCGCGCCCGCGAAUUCGUCCACGAAUCGGGGCGGUGUCGUCAGUUGAUUUCGGGCGGUAUGAAUGAGUUUGUUCGAGAUGGCGCGGUGAGUUUGAUUCCGGAAUGAAGAUGAAGAUGGGGGGUAGCCACAUGGGGAGUGGGCUACUGAUUGAUCAUAUCGCGGGGGGGGGGGGGGUUACGGGUCGCGCAGAAUAUUCUCAUUCACAGCUACAGUGUAAGCUUUGAUCGCGCACCAGCUGUACGACUUUUCAAGAGGGAGCCUGUACCCAAUCUCUAAGCGUCUAAUAUCAUUACAGCGAGUCGUCGUCCAAGCCCUGCUCCACGCCGCGCAGCAACAAAAAAAGUGCUUCCAAGUCUACGUCACCGAGUCGAGGCCCGUAGGUCCCGAAUCCCCCCCUUCUUCCAACACUCCCAUCCUCACACCACUAACACCCCCCAUCCUUGCUCACCUUGCCCUAAAAAAGUUCGGCCUCGGAUUGAAAACCCAAGCGAUCCUCGAGCGAGCCGGAAUCCCCUGUAUCGUCGUGCUCGAUUCGAGCGUGGCGUACAUCAUGCCCAAGUGCGAUUUGGUCAUCGUAGGCGCCGAGGCGGUGUAAGUGCCCCCCCCCCCCCCCCCCGUUUUGUUUUGCAGUGGUGUGUGGGAAGAGCGUACAGAAGUUUCAGCAACUGAUGCUUUCUUCUUUUUUUUUUUUUUGGUUGGGGUGGGGGUGGGGUGCGCCAGUUGCGAGAGUGGCGGAUUGGUCAAUUUCGUACGUCGGAGGAGGAGCAGAAGGAGGAGGGGAAACGCUCGAUGACUCCUAUCCCAUCUCCAUCAACAAAGUACCUCCGCUCUGACCUCAUCCGAAAAAAUACUUCUUCCCCCUACAGAUCGGGGGCUACCAAGUCGCCGUCGUCGCCAAAGCCAUGGGAAAGCCUCUGUACGGUAAGUCACGUCACACACUCAAAAACUCAUCUCAUGUCCCACGAUUCUACCUAUCCAUCAUCGAAACCUUCGCCACGAACGACACUCGGUCCCCUUCGUACAACACACCUUCUCCUUCUAAUUUGCCUUCCGACGUUCCGGCGUCCUCGGUAUACGGGAGGUUGUGAAGAGGGGCGCUAUGAUAGAGGGGGCCUGAUGCAACGGGUGCGUGUUUGGUGAUAGGAUCGUGUGACUGACUCCUGAAAACUCCUUAUCGAUGAUUCCCCUCUCGCGCACCCGACUUUCGACCCCUUUUUUUCGCUGUUCGAAACCAACCCGAUCCCGAUUUCGAAACCCCCACAGCCCUCGCCGAAUCGUUCAAAUUCACUCGGCUAUUGUAAGCCUCCUCGUUCAUUAUGUUACGUUUUUUCUCCCCCAACCCAUCUGAACCCCCCGCCCGCGCCCUCCCUCCCCCACAGCCCCUUGUCGCAAUACGACCUCCCAACAAGUUUACCGAACCCACCGCUCACGUUCCCCAACCUCACGACCACCUCCCCAUCCAUACCGCACGCACGUGAAUCCACCACCACCACCACCACAACAACAACAACAACAACAGCCUCGGACUCCACACUCGACCCCUCCUCCCCCUCCUCCGAGAAACGCCGCACCCGCACCUCCGAAGCUACAAGUUGCUCGACCGCGCUCCCUCCGACCCCUUCACGACCGAUGAUGGACAGCGCGAUGCCCCAAGCCCUAGAAAUGACGGACCAGAUGGUGAGGAACAACCCUACGUUGGAUUAUACGACUCCGGAUUUGGUACGUUCCCUUCCUUUUUUCAACUUUUGAGAUCCCAAGCGGUGUUUUUUUGACCUCGAUUGACGCGCUAUCGGACCUCGACCUUUUAGAUCACGUUGAUCAUCUCGGAUUUGGGCUGCUUGACGCCUUCGGUAAGCUUUGAUCAUUCAUUCAUUCAUUCUUUUUUUUUUUUUUUUGUAAGUUCGACUCGUGUGGAUCGAUGAUUGACGAAUACCCCCCCUCUUUUGAUGUUGUAAAAGGGCGUCUCGGACGCUUUAUUGUCGAUCUUUGGAGGGACGUAA
This is a messenger RNA of Microbotryum saponariae, 2592 nucleotides long. The record is from the annotation of a GenBank genome assembly. Lineage: Eukaryota; Fungi; Basidiomycota; Microbotryomycetes; Microbotryales; Microbotryaceae.